Entrophospora candida is the source of this 1206-nucleotide messenger RNA. The record is from the annotation of a GenBank genome assembly. NCBI's taxonomy places the organism in Eukaryota, Fungi, Glomeromycota, Glomeromycetes, Entrophosporales, Entrophosporaceae.
AUGGAUUACCCUGAAGAUGAGUAUAAUAGUGUUGUUUGGGACACAGGAGCGACUAGCUCUUUGAAACCUGAUGAAUUGUCAGAGGAAGAGGAUAAUGUAGCAACAAUGACAACCGGAACAACAACAGAGACACCAUUUGUAACAACAGACCUUAGCGAGUCAAUAUCAAGUAACAUAGACGAAAACAUGUUUUCGGUUUCGACACUUGCCCCCUCACCCAUUAAUAAUUCCUUUCAAUCAGGAUUUAUUAAUCAGAACAAUUCCUUUCAAUCAGAAUUUAUUAAUCAAACCAAUUCAACACAGUCAUUAUCACCCAAUAUCAAUAUCCCAAUUGCUUUUCCUAUGACUAUUACAGUAACAGAUCCAAAAAAGGAGCUUGAUGGUACUAAAGAUGCGUUCAUGUUGUAUACAAUAACUACAAAGACCACUUUAGAAACUUUUACCGCAUCUACAGUGAAUAUAAAACGAAGAUUUCAAGAUUUUGUAUUGUUGCAUACAUUUUUAAGUAACGAUUUUCAUGCCUGCGUAGUCCCUCCUUUGCCAGAUAAACAUAGAAUGGAAUAUAUUACUGGUGAUCGUUUUUCGGAUGAAUUUGUUGAAAAACGUCGUGCAAGUCUUCAAAGAUUUUUGGAAAGAUUAGCUAGACAUCCAAAUGCUGAAUCUUUGGCCAUACAAAAGAAAGCAGCCGGUGAUGGUAUUUUGGAACAUUUAGGAGAUGCUUUAAUUAAUGCAUUUUCAAGAAUGAAAAAACCAGAUGAAAGGUUUGAAGAAUUAAAAGAAAAUAUAGAUAAACUUGAAGAAAAUUUACAAACAGUUGAGAGAUUAUAUCAAAAGAUUAUUAAAAGACAAACGGAUCUGGAAGCUGACUAUAGAGAAUUUGGUAGUACCGUUUCUGGGUUGGGACAAUUAGAAACAGGAUUGACAUCUCAUUUAGAAAGUUUUGGUGAAACUUCAUCCAAGUUUGCUGACGCUUGGAAAGAAUUGAUAAGAGAUUUUCUUAAUUAUUGUCAUUGUGUUAAGAAUGUGUUGAAAUUACGAGAUCAAAAACAAGUUGAUUUUGAAGCACUUUCAGAAUAUCUUCAGAAUGCAAAAUUGGAACUUGAUAGUUUUGUGAAUACUGGUAAAGUAUCUACAAGUAUUUCAUCGUAUAUGCGAGAAAGAAUUGAUAAUUUUAAAGGUGUUGAUCAAGUUGGAGAAAGAAGUUGA